GUGUGUGUGUGUGUGUGUGUGUGUGUGUGUGUGCGCGUGUGUGUGUUAGUUCAGUCAUUAUCUAGACUCAUAGAAAAUGUCCAUAUUUGCUACAUUUUGAAAUAAAUGUGUAAACAGAAAUGUGUUUUUGUUAAGAACAAACAUGAAAUAUGAGCAGAGGUGCUGCAUUAGGACCCUGAGGAGCAGGAGGAGCAGGAGGAGCAGGAGGAGGAGGAUAAAAAAGACAGCCGAUGGGAGAAGAGAUAAAAGGGAGAGACAUAGAGACGCUGAGGACGCAUUAAGGAAAAGAGUGCAGACAGACGGAGUGACAACUUCAGAUCCAGAGACAGAUAGAGAGAAGACAGACAGGAGGAGGAGGGGCUGAAGGAGAGGAGGAGUCAGGGAGGAGGAUAUAAACAGACGGAGCAGAACAGAGAAACUGAGGAGCAGAGAGGAAGAACGACAUCGCUCGUCUGCAGCCACUGAAAGACAAGAGAGGAGGAGGUGGAAAAAGAGGAGGUGGAAAAAGAGGAGGAGGAGGCACCAAACCUCCCACAGAGAGUUUCUGACACACUGCCUCUCUGUGUGAAACACGCUUUGAACAGCAGAGAAACCACAGAAGAAGAAACUGACACUGAAAACUGACCAGAGUGCAUGAUGGGAACGUCCCCCGUCCGCAGAGACAGCUGAGCGUCUUCGUCCUCCGGUCCUACACACACCCAGCAUGUCCAGGCUGUCCCAGGGGAGGAGCUGCGCGGGGGGGGCAGGAGGGCUGCUGCUGGGCCUCCUGGUGGUGACGAUGAUGACGAUGAUGACGGCGGCGAGCGUUGAGGAGGUGGAGAGCGAGGAGAGCGAGGAGGUGCUGGAGGAGGAGGUGCAGGAGGAGGAGGAGGAGGAGGAGGAGGAGGCCGUCAGCACGGAGAUUUUGGAGCCGAUGUCCUCCGAUCUGUCCAGAGUGUCUCCUCUCAGCUCCUGGCUCAUCUUCAGAAGAAACUCCAACAAGGGGGACAACCGGAGAACCAAAGGGUCCAGGAGAACGUCCAAGCAUGGUCUUCCAGGCCCUCCAGGCCCUCCAGGACCCCAGGGGCCUCCGGGGCCCCCCGCCCCCCUCCUACCCCAACAACAGGAGCUAAUCCAGGAGCUGCAGCUCAAACUGAGAGACAUGGCAGGAGGAGUGUGUUUUCUGUGUGAUCGUCCUCCUCGCAUCUCCACCUCCUUCCUCAGUCGCCUCCUGCAGGCUGUCAUCGUCCCACGUCGCAGUCUGCUGGAGCUGCAGCCAUUCAGCCAGCCGUCAGACUCGGAGCGGAGCCUCCAGAGAGGUCAGAGCUUCAACAGCAGCACGGGCCGAUACACCGCCGCCGUGUCCGGCUUCUACCAGCUGACCGCCAGCCUGCUGAUCGAGUCAGGUGACAGAGUCCAGGUGAGACUCAGAGACAGCGUGAGAGCAGCGAUCUGCAUCGAGUCGCUCUGCCAGAGCAACCUCUCUGUGGAGUCUGUGAUGGGCGUGGCAGCUGCUGGAGGAACAUUCAGUAUCUUACUGACGGGAACACUCUAUCUACAGGCUGGAGAGUACGUGUCGGUGUUUGUGGACAACGCCACCGGCUCGGCCAUCAGCGUGCUGCAGGACUCUCUGUUCUCGGGGAUCCUGCUGGGAGUCUGACCAAUUUCCGAACGAGCGGUGAUGACAUCAGCGGCGUCGCUCCACAGGGACAUCUCCGAGAGGAAGUGACAUCAGACUCCACAGCAGAGGUGUGACAUCGUCCUCACAUUGCAGCAUCUGCCCGUCAUCAUGACUUCCACAGUUUGGACGAAACAGUGGUGUCGCCGGUCGCCUGAGAGCUGGACUGUCCCCGUUCGCCACCUGGUGGACAUCGGAGGAACUACAGCCUCUGAGGGACAACCUCCAGUCCACUGACCUCUAGACGAUAGCUUCAUAUUUUACAUCUUAUUACGUCUUUAUAUUCAAGCUGUUUUAACGCUCGAGAGUCACCACUGCUCUGAUUUUCUAUGAGACAUUUUCUUUAUCCAUCAAGUCAUCGGAGACGGACGAGUUUGAUCAGCAGAGACAGAAAAAACGACUGAAGACAGACAGACCAACAGCAGUAGAGUCUGUCUCUUCAGACACAUUUAAUGAUUGUAUGGCGUCUGUCUCCACUUUACUUUAAUAUUAAUAUUUAUUCUCCGGAUGUGAUAAACAAGUUGUGAAUACUUCUGAUAAUAAAACUGUUGUACUCGC
Plectropomus leopardus (leopard coralgrouper) is the source of this 2215-nucleotide messenger RNA. The record is from RefSeq and is a predicted model, not a curated record. NCBI's taxonomy places the organism in Eukaryota, Metazoa, Chordata, Actinopteri, Perciformes, Serranidae.